AUGCUUCCCCUGUGGAAGGCGGGCACCUCCUUCCCUCCCUGCAUGAGCGCAGAACGGGUCAGCAUGUGCUCGGGCCGCGGCCUGCGGCCUCGGGGGCCCAGGGAGAGCUGUGACGGCGACCUUGUAAAUAACAUGUAUGGGCCGGACCCUGACCUGCUGGCCGGCGAGAGCGCGGAGGACGAGACGGAGGACAGCGUCAUGUCCCCCAUCCCCAUGGGGCCGCCGUCCCCCUUCCCCACCAGCGAGGACUUCACCCCCAAGGAAGGCUCGCCGUACGAGGCCCCCGUCUACAUCCCCGAGGACAUCCCCAUCCCACCGGACUUCGAGCUCCGUGAGUCCUCCAUCCCGGGGGCCGGCCUGGGGGUCUGGGCCAAGAAGAAGAUGGAAGUCGGGGAGCGGUUCGGCCCUUACGUGGUGGCGCCCCGGGCCCCGCUGAAGGAGGCAGACUUCGGAUGGGAGCAAAUGCUGACGGACGGGGAGGUGUCGUCGCAGGAGGGCUGCAUCCAGAAGAUCUCUGAAGACCUGGGCAGCGGGAAGUUCUGCGUGGACGAAGGAAUUGUCUGCCUGUCCCUGGAGCUGCAGGUGAUGCCGAACCUGAACUGGACGGCUGCCCCCAUGCCCCUGCUCAGCUCUGAAAACGCGGCCUGGCGCCGGAGGAGGGCUCCCACGAUUUAUUAUAAAGUCAUUAAGGACAUUGAGCCGGGAGAAGAGCUGCUGGUACACGUGAAAGAAGGCGUCUACUCCCUGGGGACGGUGCCCCCUGGUCUGGAUGAGGAGCCCACGUUCCGCUGCGACGCAUGUGACGAGCUCUUCCAGUCCAAGCUGGACCUGCGGCGCCACAAGAAGUACGCGUGCGGCUCGCUGGGAGCCGCACUCUACGAGGGCCUGGCCGAGGAGCUCAAGCCGGAGGGCCUGGGCAGCGGGGGCGGCGAUGGGCAGGCCCACGAGUGCAAGGACUGCGAGCGGAUGUUCCCCAACAAGUACAGCCUGGAGCAGCACAUGGUCGUCCACACAGAGGAGCGAGAGUACAAGUGUGACCAGUGCCCCAAGGCCUUCAACUGGAAGUCCAACCUCAUCCGCCACCAGAUGUCCCACGACAGCGGCAAACGCUUCGAAUGUGAAAACUGUGUGAAGGUGUUCACGGACCCCAGCAACCUGCAGCGGCACAUCCGCUCCCAGCACGUGGGCGCCCGGGCCCACGCCUGCCCGGACUGCGGGAAGACGUUCGCCACGUCCUCGGGCCUGAAGCAGCACAAGCACAUCCACAGCACCGUCAAACCUUUCAUAUGUGAGGUCUGCCACAAAUCCUACACGCAGUUCUCCAACCUGUGCCGGCACAAGCGGAUGCACGCGGACUGCCGCACGCAGAUCAAGUGCAAGGACUGCGGGCAGAUGUUCAGCACUACCUCCUCCCUCAACAAGCACCGGCGCUUCUGCGAGGGCAAGAACCAUUACACGCCGGGCGGCCUCUUCGCUGCAGGCCUGCCCCUGACCCCCAGCCCCGUGAUGGACAAGGCCAAGCACCCCCCCGGCCUCAACCACACCGGCCUGGGCUUCCACGAGUACUUCCCCUCCCGGCCGCACCCCGGGGGCCUGCCCUUCUCCGCGGCGCCCCCCGCCUUCCCCACGCUCACGCCGGGCUUCCCCGGCAUCUUCCCUCCGUCCCUGUACCCCCGGCCGCCUCUGCUACCUCCCACACCACUGCUCAAGAGCCCCCUGAACCACACGCAGGACGCCAAGCUCCCCAGCCCCCUGGGCAACCCGGCCCUGCCGCUUGUCUCCGCUGUCGGCAACAGCAGCCAGGGCACCACGGCGGCCGCGGGCCCCGAGGAGAAGCCGGAGAGCCGCCUGGAGGACGCGUACGCCCCCACGAAGCUCAAGCCGCGGGGCAGCGACCUGUCGGACGGCAGCGACUUCGAGGACAUCAACACCACGACCGGGACCGACCUGGACACAACCACGGGCUCCGACCUGGACAGCGACGUGGACAACGGCGUGGGCGAGGUGCCCGUCUUCUACUCCCAGCACUUCUUCCCGCCGCCCGAGGAGCAGCUGCUGACGGCGUCAGGCGCCGCGGGCGACUCCAUCAAGGCCAUUGCGUCCAUCGCAGAGAAGUACUUCGGGCCGGGCUUCCUGGGCGUGCAGGACAAGAAGCUGGGCGCUCUGCCCUACCCCUCAGUGUUCCCCUUCCAGUUCCUGCCCAGCUUCCCCCACUCCCUCUGCCCCUUCACCGACCGCGCCCUCGCCCACAACCUGCUGGUCAAGGCCGAGCCAAAGUCUCCCCGGGAUGCCCUCAAGGCGGGCGGCCCCAGCGCCGAGUCCCCCUUCGACCUCACCACCAGACCGAAAGAGGCCAAGCCCGUCCCACCGGCGCCCAGGGUGCCCCCGGCCCUGGCGUCUGGCGAGGAGCAGCCCCUGGACCUGAGCAUCGGCAGCCGCGCACGGGCCAGCCAGAACGGAGGGGGCCGCGAGCCCCGCAAGAACCACGUCUAUGGGGAGCGCAGGCUGGGGGCCGGCGAGGGGCUGCCCAAGGCCUGCCCAGCGCAGCUGCCCCAGCAGCCCGCCCUGCACUACGCCAAGCCGUCGCCCUUUUUCAUGGACCCCAUCUACAGGGUGGAGAAGCGGAAGGUGACCGACCCGGUGGGCGCCCUUAAGGACAAGUACCUGCGGCCGUCCCCACUGCUCCUCCACCCCCAGAUGUCUGCCAUCGAGACCAUGACGGAGAAGCUGGAGAGCUUCGCAGCCAUGAAGGCGGACUCCGGCAGCUCCCUGCAGCCCCUCUCCCACCACCCCUUCAACUUCCGGUCCCCACCCCCGACGCUCUCGGACCCCAUCCUCAGGAAGGGCAAGGAGCGGUACACGUGCAGGUACUGUGGCAAGAUCUUCCCCCGCUCAGCGAACCUCACAAGGCACCUGAGGACGCACACGGGGGAGCAGCCGUACAGGUGGGAGCCGGCUCCGGGCCAAUCCUCCGCCUCCGCGGGAAGGGCGGCGGGUGGGAGACAGCGAGCUCGGGCCGUGUCCUGGGUCCCUCCCUCCUGGCCCCAGAGCCAUUCUGUGCCCUGGGAUUCUGCAAAGAUGAGGCUGACCCAGGGGACCCUCCCACCUGCCGCGGGGGCAUUGACCAGAGCAGGGGGUUCAGGGCAAGGGGAGCGGAAGCCAGGCCAGGGGGUGAUCAGCAUCACCCGCACCCAGCCCAACCACACACCCCAAACACGCACCCUCCUCGCCCGGCUGACCACCCCACCCCCGUGUGCCCCGGAGGGAGGGGCUCCGCGGGGCACACCUCCUCUGAUGCUCCCGCACCCCGCAGUGAGCCAGCACUCCGGGGUCCUCACGAACCACCUGGGGACCGGCGCCUCCUCCCCCACCUCCGAGUCGGACAACCACGCACUUUUAGACGAGAAGGAAGACUCGUAUUUCUCUGAAAUCAGAAACUUCAUCGCCAACAGCGAGAUGAACCAAGCAUCAUCACGAACAGACAAACGGCCGGAGGUCCAGGACCUGGACGGCGCCUCCCAGUGCCCCGGCCUGGCCCGCGGGAAGCGGGGGGACGUGGAAGAGGAGGAGGAGGAGGACCUGGAGGAGGACGACGAGGAGAGCCUGGCCGGGAAGUCUCAGGACGACACCGUGUCCCCCACGCCUGAGCCCCAGGGCGCCUACGAGGACGAGGAGGACGAGGAGCCGCCCGCCCCCCUGGCCGUGGGCUUCGAUCACACCCGAAGGUGUGCUGAGGAGCCACCAGGCGGCCUGUUAGCUUUGGAGCCGAUGCCGACUUUUGGGAAGGGGCUGGAUCUCCGCAGAGCAGCUGAGGAAGCAUUUGAAGUUAAAGAUGUGCUUAAUUCCACUCUAGAUUCUGAGGCUUUAAAACAGACCCUGUACAGGCAGGCUAAGAACCAGGCGUACGCAAUGAUGCUGUCGCUCUCGGAGGACACGUCUCUCCACGCCUCCUCCCAGAGCCCUCUGGACGCUUGGCUGAACAUCACAGGAGCCACGCCAGAGUCUGGAGCCUUUAACCCCAUCAACCACCUCUGACCGACCCAGAAGGGGCUGGGGUCAGAGUCCAGGCGAGGCCACCACGGGCCCCCAACAUCCCAACAGGAAUCCCAGCUGUGGAAGAUGGAGGCGAGGGCCUGGGAGCCGGUGCGGCCCGGGGCCGAGUGGCCACUCCUCAGCACCUGUCCCCCCACCACAGUUCAGCUCGAAUUUCUCCAGUGAAAACCCAGAACCUGGACAUCCUUGGAAGGCUUCAGCUUCUCCAGGAACUGGCGCUGAGGACAGCGGCGUCCAAGGUGGCACAGCACAGGCCCAUCGGGGCUCAGCGCAGGGGAGCUGCUCGUGGAGUCCACCCAGGGGCGAGGGCGGGAUCCGAGUCCCGAACUGAAGCCAGCGGCCACCCGGGCGCCUGCGUGGAGUCCCGGGAGGGAAGGGGCAGCUGGGUGUGCUCUGCAGAGGGAGUCGCCAGGCGGUUUUUAUAGUGAAAUGACCAGAAAGACCCUUUUGGUAAUCUUAUUGACGACAGAGUUUAUUUAAGCAUGUGGUUUUAAAAAUAGACAGUAUUUUUAAAAGAAAAAAAUCACAAAGUGACUUGGAAAUUGUUUUUUAAAAGUAAUUUUGCCUUGCUUUGAAAUCUCAGCUUAUUUGCAGACCCAGACCUGCCCGGGAAGCAGCACAGUGUUGGGAGGUGUUCUUUGUAGGUGAUGGAGACAUUUUCUAUCCCCGACCCUGUUUGUAAAGCCAAGGAGAGCGGGGCGCCCCCAGGCAGCACCGAGGGGGCGGGCCCACUCCUGGGAGCGGGUUCAGACUGUGCCCGGAAAUCUUGGGUAGGGUGUGCUGGGCCGGUCCGAGGCUGGGGCUCGGAGAUGUGCCUGUCAGUGUGUGACACGUGGUUCGUGCCCGCGGCCCCCACCAAGACCCCCCAAUUGUCUGGGGAAGGUCAGAGUGGGGGCUCGGUGCCCAGGGCAGAGGGGUCGGUACCGCGGAGCCUGCCACCACUUUCGGAUCUGCACCCCUGCCCUCCCCCACCCCCACCAGACAGACGGCGGAAGGAAGUGGGUGUGGGGGGGGCCGCUGCGGGGCGCACGCCGUGGCUCCCCUGCUCCAGGCAGCCGAUCUCUGCGUGCACCUGAGACCCUGGCUCCGGGACACGACUGCCGCCUCGCUUCUUGUGUGGGUUCCUGGCGGGCGGGACCCGGCUCCAGAACGAAGGGCAUCCAGACACGACCCGCCACAGAGAGCAAGGACAGCGCAGCACCGUGGGGACGGCGCCUCCCCGGGGACCGGCUGCUUCUCCACUCGGAUGGGCUUUAAAUUAUUCCCCUAGGGGCCAGCUUCGAAGAGUAGUGUUUUUUCCCUGAUGGAAUUUACCUUAAUCUGUAUAUAACUUGUAAUUUUUUCUAAUUCAUUUCUUUUCUUAUUUUAUUUUUUCCUUAACAGUAUUUUGGCAUUAGACAUUCUUAUUGUGAAGAAAUGUUAAUAUAAGGAUCUAGCGAAGGACCAAACCCCUGUAAUAAGGUUGUGUGCUGUGUGAUCCGUAACCAGGGGGCGGGGCAACUUUAAUGUGCCAAAUACCCCGCGUGCCCCCGCAGCGAAACCUGCCGCCCCUGCCGCCCGUUUUCCAGACAAUCACGUGUUUUUGUUAAAUUUGAGUUUCAGUUGCAUUUGCAUUGAAGACAAGUGUUCUAUUUAUUUCUUUUAACGUUUGCAAGAAACAGAAGGGCGUCCCAAGAAUAGAAAAAGAUUUGCCCAAGUUGCCCUUGAAAAAAGCGUGAAAACUCAAACGGCUGUGGUGCAGCCGCGCGUCCGGUCGCUCCGCAGGGCCAAGACAAUCGUCCACCUGGGCCCGGGGAGGUCAGGCUCCUUGCGGAGACCUGCGGUGGGAGGUCCCGGAGGGCAGCAGGCACAGACCUGCGGAGCCCGGGGGGAGAGCUUCGGCCUUCCCCAGAUCCAGUCAAGGGAACAGACUGAGAGCCCCGUGCGCCUGGGCGCAGGCUGGAAAGUCGCCCCCGGGGUGGCGGGAGAAGCUGCUUGCGGAGAAGCUGGCCGCGGGGCCGCCCCCGUGAGGAUUCGCAAACACAGCUGCUCACACCUCCCCAGAAGCGUCCUCGGCCCUCCCCGCCCCGGCCGGACCCGCCUGGUGUGUGCGAAUCCCUAGUUCCCCCUUGAUGGGGCUGGGACCCCUUUGAAAAGCCCACCUCGGACACCGAACCCCCAUUCUGUACCCCCAAAUUAUAUGCUUCUUCUGCUCAAGAGUAAGGCGUGUGCUUCUUUUGCGACAUGACUCUGUCCAAAACGGAACGUUCGGGCCAGCGGAGGCCCGAGUGUCUGCUCCCUGCAGUCGGCGCUUCCGUCCACCUCGGGUUUCUCUGUUGGCCUCACGGCCGGUCCUUUCCAGCCCAUCUUCCUGAACGUGACCUCCUCUCUCUCCUUCCUUCCUUCCCCUUCCCCAAGAACCUCGGCUGCACAUUUUAAGUCCUGUGUUUGCCCCCAGGUGAUUAGCGCAGGCCCAGCGGCCCCCGGCCCAGCACCGGCAGGUUUGGGCAGGGUCUGUCCUGGGACCCCCGACAAAGAGACGUUACUUCCUUUGCCUGGUGCAUCCGCGAAGCUUUGCCUCAGAGCUUAGCGUUGCCCGACCAGCCGCCCUCCUGGUCCCUCUCUGCCCCCAGGCUCCAGCAUCAGCCGGGGGACUGGGUGGGGCUGGAGACUCCUGUGAUUCCGGCUUCAGAGGGUGGAUGCAACAGAUGGCUGUCUGGCCGCCCACUGUGUCCCUGGGUGGGGCCAGAGUCAGGACUCUAGACCAAGGCUCCCACUGGGCCAGGUUUGCCCAGGGCCGGGGCCCUUCGGUCCAGCCAUGACUGUGUCCUUCUUUGGAUUGUUGACAGUUACCCCCAAGUAGAAAUUCAAAAGGAGGCCGCCUCACCCUCCCCUCCCGCCCUGCAGCCCCCAGCCCCUGCAGGCCCUCACCCUCCCCUCCCGCCCUGCAGCCCCCAGCCCCUGCAGGCCCUCACCCUCCCCUCUCACCCUGUAGCCCCUAGCCCCCUGCAGGCCCUCACCCUCCCCUGCUGCUUUCAUGCCCGGAACAGGAACAAUCAAGUAGGGCCCGGGGCCAGCCAGCCCUUCACGACUAGGACCCAGGAGCCCCUGAUUCCUGCGUGCGGUCCCACAUCCCACCUGGGACCCUGGGUUGUGGAUCAGUGGAUGGGGUGACCCUAAGAGACUGCCCAGCCCGCGUGGCGUUCCUGCACAAGGCCAAGAACGCAGCCAGUCCGUCCAGACCCGGAUCAGCCCAGCUGCUCUGUGGCCCCAGAGCCUGGCCUGGGAACCGGAGGGCCCGUGGCCUCCUCUGUCCCCGCUGCUUCCUCAGUGAGCGUCCGCAAAGCUCCUACCUGAGUACUUAUCACUCGUGUCAGCCUCGAAGCCUCAAAGCACUGGAUUGUGGUGCCCCUCGCCCCUGCCCUUGUCCCCCUGCCCCCAUCCCCCUGCCCAAGUGACUGAAACCUACUGAGCUGUAUUCACUGUGCUGUCUUGGGGGGGUGGGGGGCGGCGAGGGGGCAGAGCCCCCGGGCAGAGCACCCUGUGCUGCUUCCCCGGGGGGAUGGACAGGGAGCCGGGCCCCUCGCUCCCCUCCCGGCUGGGGACGCGAGGACACAGCUGCUCCUGGUCGGUGGAGGUCAGCCGGGUCUCAAAGCCAUGAAACUGUCUGUAGCGACGAGCGAUACUGUGACUAAGGCGUCCUCGCGUUAUUCCAAGGAGCGCUCCUUUCCUCCUGCCAUUCCAGUGUCUUUUGUUUUGUUCUUUUCUGUCACUGAUGCAUAUUACCACUUUUGGAAAAAAAAAGAAAAGAAAU
This is a messenger RNA of Vicugna pacos (alpaca), 7846 nucleotides long. The record is from RefSeq and is a predicted model, not a curated record. NCBI's taxonomy places the organism in Eukaryota, Metazoa, Chordata, Mammalia, Artiodactyla, Camelidae.